Molecule: messenger RNA, 879 nt
Organism: Fonsecaea nubica
Lineage: Eukaryota; Fungi; Ascomycota; Eurotiomycetes; Chaetothyriales; Herpotrichiellaceae
Exons: 1
Coding region: 1-879 (292 amino acids)
Source: RefSeq, a predicted model, not a curated record
AUGGCCGACCUCGCCCGUGAAGAGGCUGACCGUUACUUCUCCCACCGUGACCACCUGACUUCUCAUCCCGAAGAUCGCGACGACAAGGACGACUCUGACCUCGAUCUUGACCCCGAGCCUGCAUUUGACAAUCUCUCUGACCCUGGUACUGACGACGAGAGCGCCGGCAACAUGGCGACCAUGAUCACCACAAAGACCACCUACCAUCUGCCCUCCCAAGUUCACUAUGCCAACACUGGCCCAAAGGGAGUCAUUGCAGACGCCCAAUCCUUUGCCCGCGCGAAACAAUCGACAUUUCGACAACGGCUGACCAGCUUUGCCAAUAACCUGACCUCAAAUGGCAAGGCAGCAGCGAUCCCGACCGUCACAGAAAAGAGUGACAGGCGCAGAACCCUCAUUUCUGGUUCACCCAAAUCGACCACAUCUUCCAACUCGGACACCAACUUGACCCUUUCCGACGACGAAGCCGACUCGGAAUUCAUGAAAACCUGGCGAGCCAACCGCCUGCAGGAGCUCUCUUCUCAAUCACAGUCUGCCUACAGUGCUCAACGAAAACACUUUCCUAGCCAGCGGACCUGGGGCAUGUUCAUGGAAGUGGAUGCGAAUGGCUACCUGGACGCAAUUGAAAAGGUCUCCGACGAGACGGUCGUCGUCGUCAUGAUAUAUGAUCCUUCGUCUAGUGCAAGUGCCGAGGUGGAAGACGAGCUGAGUAUGCUUGCCUACAAGCACAAUACCACUCGCUUUGUCAAGUUACACCAUGAGGUUGCGGAGAUGGAGACGGUCGACAUCCCCGCGAUUCUGGCUUACAAGGCUGGUGACGUUUUUGCUACGAUAUCCGGCGUAAAGGCGGACGGUCUGGAGGGUCUGCUGCUUCAGUGA